GUGUUCUGUUUAUCAUCUUAAUCUGCUAUACUUCAUCGCGACUCAACCUACGUUCAAGUGAUAAAAAUUAAUAUGAGUGUCUUUGAUUCUUAGGGUUUAAGUAGAGCGAUCAAAACUUAUAAUUUCAAUAUUGGCUGUUAAGGGAGUUCAAAAGAUGAGCUCUGAUGCAACUUUCCAGAUCUAUCACAACAGCAAGUUUAAUGUAUCAGGCAGCGGUGUUGUUACAUAUGAUGGAGGGGAAAUUCACAAACUUGAAAGCCAACCGGAGUCAAUGUUGGAGAACUUGGUGGAUUCGUUGAAGUUGUCUUUGUCUGAGCAUAGGAUUUGGUUUAAACUUCCAUUUGAGAGUUUAUCGGAUCUGAAGAUGAUGUGUAAUGGAACUGAUGGAGUUGAGAGAAUGUGUAUACCUGAAAAUAUCACUAAAGCUGUUAGAAUAACAUGGAGAAAGAAGGUGCUAUUCACAACAAUAGAGCUGAUGGUGAAGGUGUUUAUAAUAGAGCUGAUGGUGAAGGUGAUGAUAAUAGAGCUUAUGGUGAAGGUGAUGAAUGGGAAAAUGUCAAAGGAUGUGGUGAUGAUGAGAGAGCCAUCUUAGCAUUAAAGAAUUUUGAAAAAGGUGUGUAUGAUGCAUUGAUGAUGAAGAACCCGCACAACUGUAGCCGUGCUUUCUUUACUUGUGCAUCAAUGUGUGAAGAUGUCUCCAACAAUUUUUCUGAGUCUUACAACAAUGCAAUCAACCAAGCACGCGAGAUGCCACUAGUAGAGAUGUUGGAGAGGCUUAGACGACAGUGUAUGAUCCGUAAUGCAAUGAGGAAGAAGAAGGCUAUGAGUCAUCAAGGAAAGUUUAGUUUGAAAGUGGCUGCCACCAUUACAAAAGAACAAAAACACAUGUUGUAUUGUCAAGUGGUUCCUUGUGGUAAUGGCCAUUAUGAAGUAACUGAGCAUGGCCAAGGUUUUAGGGUUGAUAUGAAUGCUAAAACUUGUGCUUGUAGGAGGUGGAGUAUGACUGGGAUACCUUGUCGACAUGUACUGCGUAUAAUAUUGAAGAAAAAGCUGAAACCUGAGGAUUUUGUUGUCUCAGAUUGGUAUUUGACUACAAGAUGGGUUAAGCAAUACAAUGAGACACUAAUGGGAGUGAAUGGAAUGUGUUUUUGGGAAAAGUCCGGGGAAUCUAGACUUCAACCACCACCAAGACAAGCAGAUAAAGGUCCCAAAAAGAAGCAGAAAAGAAUCAAGGGGAAAAAUGAGUCACCACAGAAGAAAAAAAAGAAGAAGAAUGAGAAAGGGAAUGAAGAAGAAGAACCUGCUCAGAAAAAACUGACAAGAGAAGGAAUGAAACUUCAUUGUGGGCGUUGUGGAUUAGCAGGCCACAAUAUAGUGAGGUGCAACAACAUUGGAGUUCCGGUUAAAAGGCCACCAAAGAAGCAAUCACAAGCUGGUCCAAGCCAAAUAAACCAAACAAGUCAAUCAAGUCAGCCAUCACAAGCCUCUCAAGCAACCUAAACAAGUCAAGCAUCAUAAAGACAAACACCGUCAAGCAUGUUGUCUCAUAUUUUAAGAGGUUUCUUUUGAUUGAGUCUCAGAUUUUAAAUGUUUAGGUAUGGUUUUUCUUUUUCUGGUAGUGCAGUCGGUUUUAAAGGUUUUAGACUUUUAGGGAUGAUUUUUUCAUUUUUUUUUUUGCUGGUAAUGCAUUCAGUGUAUGGUUAUUUGCUGCUAAUACACUUGAGUUUAAGGAUUUUUUUCUCAAUAUUAAUGCUA
Messenger RNA from Camelina sativa (false flax), 1755 nucleotides. RefSeq lists its product as uncharacterized. NCBI's taxonomy places the organism in Eukaryota, Viridiplantae, Streptophyta, Magnoliopsida, Brassicales, Brassicaceae. The record is from RefSeq and is a predicted model, not a curated record.